CUGUGAUGCAGGCACAGAUCCAGCUCCCACCGUCAGGCAGCAGCUGCAAGCAGAGGUGGACACAACAAAGGCGGCUGCAGCAGCAGUAGUUUAUUGAACAAAAGCCAGAGCACUGGCAGCGCUUCUGUGGAUUAUAGCCCUCAUCUUCCAGUCUGUUAUUAAAAUGUCAGCAUGAAAACAUUGGUCUGUAACUAUCCGGAAUGCUGACAUAUAUAACUGAGUAUGAGCUGUUAAGAUGGCACCAACAGAUUCUCUGGAACAUGCAAUCCCAUUGUUUUCUCUCUCCCCCUUCUUUGCCAAAUGUCUAGUAGGAACAUUAGCAUUUGUGUGCUUCGCAAACAGCUACAAUGGACGUUUUGUGUUUGAUGACUCAGAAGCCAUCAUCAAUAACAAGGACCUCAGAGGAGAGACCCCAGUUGCUGAUCUGUGGCUACAUGAUUUCUGGGGUACAAAACUCAGUAGCAAUGCUAGUCACAAAUCUUAUAGACCUCUCACCGUGUUAACAUUCAGAAUGAAUUACCAUAUAGCAGGAGGAUUGCAUCCAGUGGGAUUUCAUUUCGUCAAUAUUGUCUUGCAUUGUUUAGUCUCUGUCCUGAUGCUUAAUGUAUUCUCAAUGCUAUUUGGUGGAAUGACAUGCAGCCAUAAAGGCAAACAGAUAACCUAUGCUCCCAAAGCAUCACUGCUAGCUGCUUUGCUCUUUGCUGUGCACCCAGUACAUACUGAAUGCGUUGCAGGGAUUGUUGGUAGAGCAGAUUUACUCUGUGCAUUGUGCGUUGUACUUUCCUUUCUUGGAUACUGCAGAGCUCUACCUGGAAAUAAUACAACCCAUUCUUCUGUGUUUUGGGUGAUGUUUAGCAUUCUUUUGGCUGCAGUUGCCAUGUUAUGCAAAGAACAAGGUAUUACAGUUUUGGGCUUGAAUGCGGUAUUUGAUGUCUUUGUAAUCUGCAAGUUAAACAUUCUGGAAUGUGUCCAGAAGGUACUGCGCAGGGACAAAACAUCAGAGAAUAAUAAGUUCGACAGAAAGGGACUAUUUGUAAGGAUCAGCCUUUUGGUGUCUGGUGGUAUAUGCAUGCUUUAUAUACGCUGGCGUAUAAUGGGCACCGGACCACCUGCUUUUACUGAAGUAGACAACCCAGCCUCUUUUGCGGAUAGCCUGCUUGUGAGAGUAAUAAACUAUAAUUACUACUAUUCCUUGAAUGGAUGGCUGCUGCUGUGCCCCUGGUGGCUGUGCUUUGAUUGGUCAAUGGGCUGCAUACCUCUUAUUAACUCUCUUAGUGACUGGAGAGUAAUUGCACUAGUAGCUCUUUGGUUCUGUCUGCUUGGCUUAAUGUACCAAGCAUUAUUCUCCAAUAAUGCACAAAAGAGAAGGAUGCUGACCUUGGGAUUAGGCUUCCUCAUCAUUCCUUUUCUUCCUGCAAGUAAUCUGUUUUUUCGAGUUGGAUUUGUUGUGGCUGAAAGAGUCCUGUACCUACCAAGUGUUGGUUACUGUGUGUUGUUUACCUAUGGAUAUAGUAAGAUCUGUAGACUUAUUAAAAACAAGAAACUUCUAAGCGCUGCAAUACUUGGAAUUAUGGUUAUGAACGUGGUUCGCUGUAUAUAUCGUAGCAAUCAGUGGAAAUCAGAAGAGCUGCUUUUCCGGAGUGCAAUUUCCGUUUGUCCUCUAAACGCAAAGGUACAUUACAAUGUGGGUAAAAAUUUGGCAGACAGAGGAUACCAAACAGAAGCCAUAGAAUUUUACAGAGAAUCUGUAAGGCUGAAUCCCAAAUAUGUGCAUGCAAUGAACAACCUUGGAAACAUACUGAAAGAGAAGGAUCAGCUUCAGGAAGCACAACAACUCCUCUCACGGGCUGUCUCUAUUCAGCCAGAUUUUGCUGCUGCAUGGAUGAAUUUAGGUAUAGUUCAAAACAGCCUUAAAUACUUCGAAGAAGCUGAAAAAAGCUAUUUAACUGCAAUCAAGUACAGAAAGAAAUAUCCAGACUGUUACUAUAACCUUGGCCGCUUGUACGCAGACCUCAAUCGCCAUGUGGAUGCACUGAAUGCUUGGAGAAAUGCCACAUUUUUGAAACCAGAACACAGCUUGGCUUGGAACAAUAUGAUUAUAUUAAUGGAUAAUACAGGCAACUUGGCUAAAGCUGAAGCUAUUGGAAGAGAAGCCCUGAAAUUAUUACCAAACGACCACUCUAUAACCUUUUCUUUAGCAAAUGUAUUGGGAAAAGCACAAAAAUACAAGGAAUCUGAAAGUUUGUUCCUUAAAGCUAUUGAAGCCAACCCUUCAUCUGCAAGUUAUCACAAUAAUUUAGCUGUCCUUUACCAUCGCUGGGGAAAUCUGGACCUAGCCAAGAAACACUAUGAAAUCUCCAUGAAGCUUGACCCUUCUGCUCCAGGGACAAAGGAGAACUACGGUCUGUUGAAACGAAAGUUCGAACAACUGCAGAAGAAAGCCCGUGGGUGAGCCAUCCCACUCUGAAGCGGGAACAGCAACAAAUUACAGUUUCAGGCAACUGGUUUUGAACCAGCAUCUUACUAAAUCUGGGCCUGAUUCUGUGUAUUUCACUUACUAGUAAUAAUGUAGACUUCUUGGUACUCAACUUAUGGUACACUGAUUCAGAGGCCUAUUUAUUAUACUUUGUAAAAUUAAAUUCGCAUGUAAAACAAAAUGGAGGAGUUUGCUGUCCAAAUUCCAGAUUUUACGUCAUUAUUCUACGGAAGUUCCGGUGGAAGAAAAAACGUAUAAAAAACUCACGUCA
This is a messenger RNA of Xenopus tropicalis (tropical clawed frog), 2747 nucleotides long. It is a transcript of the gene tmtc4, whose product is annotated as transmembrane and tetratricopeptide repeat containing 4. Gene Ontology annotation, molecular function: dolichyl-phosphate-mannose-protein mannosyltransferase activity. The record is from RefSeq and is marked provisional. Lineage: Eukaryota; Metazoa; Chordata; Amphibia; Anura; Pipidae. Gene Ontology annotation, cellular component: endoplasmic reticulum; membrane.